AUGUACAACAAUUGCAAAGAUGCAUUUGCUAUUUGCAGGUAUGCCGGAUACCCUAGCUAUUUCAUUACUAUCACAUGUAACCCAGAGUGGACCGAGAUUAAAGAUUGCGUUGCGGCCUAUUCAUUAAACUCAAGUGACAGGCCAGAUAUCAUAUCAAGGGUUUUCAAAAUCAAGUUAGAUGUCUUGAUGAAAGACUUAAAGGAUGGGUCCAUAUUCGGAAAGCCUAAAAGAAUUGUGUACACAGUUGAAUUCCAAAAGUGUGGUCUUCCCCAUUGUCAUAUUUUAUUGUUUGCUCAACCAGCCGAGAAGCCUCGAUCAUCUGAGGAUAUCGACCAUCAUAUAUCGGCUGAGAUACCCGACGAACACACGCAACCUAAGCUAUACAUCUUAGUCCAAAAAUUCAUGAUUCACGGACCAUGUGGGGUUUUGAACAUGAGUAGCCCGUGUAUGGUUAAUGGGAGGUGUUCCAAGUUUUAUCCAGUACCUUUCUGUGAGAAAACAUCCAUAGACAGUACAGGUUUUCCCAGGUAUAAACGAUCGGAUAAUGGUCGUUCAACAAGCAAGAGGAAUGUUAAUCUCGACAAUAGGUUUGUUGUCCCAUACAAUGCAACAUUGCUCCUUAAGUAUGGCUGCCACAUAAAUGUUGAGUAUACUUGCCAGACGUCUGCUAUGAAGUAUUUGUUCAAGUAUGUCCACAAAGGUAAUGAUCGUGUCACAGCUUCGUUCUUCCGAUUGCAUGAUUCAGUUGGUUCUAAUGUCACUGUAGAUGAAAUCCAAAACUACUAUGAUUGUCGGUAUAUAUCAGCGUGUGAGGCAUUCUGGCGGCUAUUCGGGUUUGAGAUUCAGUACAAAAAGCCUAACGUCAUCCGCCUUCCAUUCCAUCUUCCAAAUGAACAGAAUGUUUUGUACGAAGAUCACCAGCUUAUUGAGAAUGUUAUCGACGCUGCGGUCUCAAAGGAUAGUAUGUUUAUUGGUUGGUUUAAGGCUAACAAGAAUUUUGAACUGGCCCGUACACUGACUUACGCGGAGAUGCCGUCAUUUUUUGUCUGGGACAAGCAAGGGUAUAUGUGGAGGCCACAGAAGCAAGGGAAUGUCAUAGGUCGUCUCACACAUAUUCCUCACUCGCAUGGAGAGGAGUACUACCUUCGUAUGUUAUUGAAUUAUCAAAAAGGGUGCCAGACAUUUGCUGAUGUGCGUUCCGUUGGUGGGGUUGUGUACGAUACAUUCAAAGAGGCCUGUUAUGCCCUAGGGUUAUUGCAGGAUGAUAGGGAAUUUAUUGAUGCAAUUAAUGAAGCCAGCUCAUGGGCAUCACCGAAUUAUAUCAGGAGGUUGUUUGCAAUGCUUUUGAUGUCGAACAACAUUGUGCGUCCUGACAUGGUGUGGGAGAAAUGUUGGCAACAUUGCGUGGACAACUUGCUUCCUUCUGGAAGACAUCACUUAGGUAAAGUUUCCGGAUUGCUUUUACUAUCUGGUUACUGUUUCGCAUUAAAUUCAUACCACUCCAUUCAAAAACGUCCGUGUUCUAUUCAUGAGAUUAAGUCCAUCACGCUUGCCGAAAUUGAAAAACUCUUGCAGCCGAAUGGUCGGAGCUUGAAAGACUUUCCUGACAUGCCGUUUCCUGAUUAUGCUGGUUUACCUGAACCUUCCAACACAAUCUUUUCUGAUGAGCUAAAUUUUGAUAGGACAGAAUUGGCAAGUGUCGCCGUGGAUUUGAUUUCCCGGUUGAAUCGAGACCACCGCAUUGCGUUCGACACAAUAGCAAAUGCAGUUCGUCGUGACGCUGGUGGUUUUUUCUUUGUCUGUGGUUAUGGUGGAACUGGUAAGACCUUUCUAUGGAAUGCGAUGUCUGCUUCGAUAAGGUCUAAGGGUGAUAUUGUCCUCAAUGUUGCAUCCAGUGGCAUUGCAGCUCUAUUGUUGCCUAAUGGGCGAACUACUCAUUCACGCUUUAAGGUUCCGCUCAGUGUUAACCAGGACUCUAUUUGUAAUAUAAGGCAAGCCACACCCCUCGCGCAUCUUAUUUCAUCUGCAAAAUUAGUUAUAUGGGACGAGGCACCUAUGUUAAAUAAAUUUUGCUUCGAAGCGCUAGACAAAUGCCUUAAGGAUGUUCUUCGAUUUGAUCGUGGAUAUAUUCCUCAUGCCCCAUUUGGUGGGAAAAUUGUUGUUCUAGGAGGUGAUUUCCGUCAGAUAUUGCCUGUGAUUCCUCGUGGUUCUCGGGAAGAGAUCGUUCACUCGUGUAUUAAUGCUUCGAACUUGUGGAAAUCUUGCCAAGUGUUGCAGUUAACUAAAAACAUGAGACUAUCCCGUGGAUCACGAGAUAUCCAUGGUGUACAAUUGAAGGAAUUUGCUACAUGGUUGCUUCAAGUUGGUGACGGGUUAAUCGGAGACAAUGCCGAUGGCGAAUCAGUGAUCAGAAUACCCGAUAACUUGCUGCUUAAUGUUGAGUCUCCCUGUCUGCAUGAUUUGGUGUUGUUCGUUUAUCCUGACAUCUUAAUCUAUUCUUCUAGCGUGGAUUAUUUUAAGGGUAGGAGUAUAUUAGCACCAACACUUGAUGUCGUUAAUGAAGUAAACAAUCAUGUGAUGUCUUUGAUCCCUGGCAACGAGAGGGUAUACUUGAGCUCUGAUACACUAAUUAGUGAAGAUGGUCACCUGGAAUCUGAAUUAUAUACAAUGAGCACCGAAUCAUUGAAUGUGCUAAAUUGUUCAGGAAUUCCCCAACACCGGUUAGUUCUUAAAAUCGGUGUUCCUGUGAUGCUUCUUUGCAAUAUUGACCAAUCCAAUGGACUAUGCAAUGGUACGCGCAUGCAGGUUAAACAUCUUGGUGACCAUAUCAUUGAGUGCGUCAUCUUAGCAGGUCGUAAUACUGGUGAUGUUGUAUUUAUUCCCAGGAUGAACAUGUCACCCAAUAACGAUACAUUACCAAUCAGGUUUACUCGACGCCAAUUUCCGGUUGCUCUUUGCUUUGCGAUGACCAUAAACAAGUCCCAAGGUCAAACGCUGUCAACCGUUGGUGUCUAUCUUCCGAGGCCUGUUUUUACUCAUGGUCAGCUUUAUGUUGCACUUUCUCGGGUCAGCAUGCAUUCUGGACUGAAGAUUUUAUCCGUUGAUUCUAACGGCAAAGUUUCAAAUCAUACUAUUAAUGUGGUCUAUAGAGAAGUUUUUACCGGGAUGCUACCUAACAUUCUCCCUUGA
Molecule: messenger RNA, 3189 nt
Organism: Arachis duranensis
Lineage: Eukaryota; Viridiplantae; Streptophyta; Magnoliopsida; Fabales; Fabaceae
Exons: 3
Coding region: 1-3189 (1062 amino acids)
Biological process (GO): DNA repair; telomere maintenance
Molecular function (GO): DNA helicase activity
Source: RefSeq, a predicted model, not a curated record